This is a messenger RNA of Amorphotheca resinae ATCC 22711, 1368 nucleotides long. RefSeq lists its product as hypothetical. The transcript has a single exon. Bases 1 to 1368 code for a protein of 455 amino acids. The record is from RefSeq and is a predicted model, not a curated record. NCBI's taxonomy places the organism in Eukaryota, Fungi, Ascomycota, Leotiomycetes, Helotiales, Amorphothecaceae.
AUGACGGGUUGGUUUCCUGUGGGAAGGAAUGAGGAGAAGGGGUGGAGGUUAGACAUCGUGUCCCUUCUCGCAGUUGUUGGCGAGUCUUCAGUCGAAGAACACUUACAGGCCUUGACCUCGUCAUGGACUUGCAUUCUUCCUCGAAUCAUACCCGCUCCUCAGGCCAUGUUAAAGCCUUCCCGCCCAACACGAUUGCCACAAGUAAAUGCUGCUGUUGUCGGAGUCCACAAUGGAACCCUCAUUCAGACACUCAAUUACUUCCCAAACAUCUUACACCCCAUUGAAGAUCUGCCGAAGUUAUCCUUUAAAGUCCUCCAAAUCAAGCAUCGAGAGCGACCGCAAGAUGAGGACAUCGCUCGCAACGAGAAACCCAAACAGAUGUCCGCUUCCACCAGCGUCGACCUUCGUGAGAUCGAGAGCGGUCCUCGUCCUGCUCGAUUACCUCGCCAGGAAACGCCUCUCCGCAAGCUUGCGCGCGCUCUCAGCUCGGAUCCAAAUAAGCCCAGGCCCCGCGUUCCGUCUCAAAUAUACUCGCCUAUGAAUGUUCUCUCUGUUGGGUCAUGUCUUUUGACCAUCGGACUCUUCAUAUGGGCGGCUCUGAUUCACGACGGGACGGCGUGCGUAGCGCUCGGCACCAUCUCUCUCGCCUCGUCUGUCGUGGGCUAUGCAUCAUGGUGGUCCCCCAUGCUGAUGGAGAGGACUUCGCACUCCAAAGUUCCUCCCGGCGACGUCGUGAUCCGCACCCGCGAAGGAGCAUUCCUCCUUGUGAAGUGUGACGAAGCAGUUGCACGUGAGCUCUAUGUCGGAACCGAGGAAUGCACGUACUAUGUUUCCAAACGCCCGUAUCAAUUCCUCGUCGCGCUCGGUACCUUAUUGCUCAUGGUUUCUGUCGUCUUGCUCGGGAACUGCGAUUUUCCUAUGCAGGCUGCGAUCGGCGUUUCUUACAUCGUCCUUAAUGGUGCUUACUGGGCCGCAUCCCUCGUCGACAAGGGGGCCUUCUGGGACCUCUCGAUCUAUGAAGUGGAAGAUGUUACUCCUGAGGAUGCGAAGAAUGCACAUGUUGAGCAGGACAACACGCUCGCAGGCCAGCCCAGCUUCACACGCACCAUGUGGUAUGCGAUCCGCGAGACCAAGAAGAUCGGCUGGGUGAAGAGAGGGGGCGUCGCUCCGAGGACGCCGCAAUGGGAAGAGUGGCUUAAGUUGGCUGAAGAGAAUGCUAAGAACAAUAGAGAUUGGAACGCGGUUGAGUUGAGAGAGGAGAUCGUAGGCCAGAUGGACACAAUUCCACAGGAGAAGUCCGCCGACCACAAAGAUACAGCAGAGCAACAUGCUCCUGUUUUUGUGAUUCCUCCUCAAGCUAUGAAGUAG